GGUGGUAUAAAUGUUCGUCAGUAAGAAAAGUGAAACAAGAAAUUGAGCUGAAUUCUUGUUUUUUUUUUCUCGGCUAAAAUCGAAAAAACGAAAAAACGAGCCGUUUCUGGUUCCUGCCUGUGUCAAUUGUACCAAAGUUACGGAACUUCAGUUCCCCUUCAAGUUUCCACUCGUACUUAUUGAAACUGUCUGCGUCCGAUCACUGAGCGAUGGAAGCCGGAGGGACGAUGGAGGUGGCGGCGCUCGGCCGACCUUUCUGCCUCGGGAUGUUGUACGACUGUCGGAGAGAUCAACUCGUGCCCGGACUGACCCUUUGGGACCACGAGGACUUGAAAAAUAACAUAAGAGAAAAGCCACAGAACUACAGCGAUUUUGAAAUUAUUGCAUCUGAAUCGAUUGAAGACAAAUCUCAAGCUCUGAAGGUUGAAGCAUCACUGAAGGCCAGUUUCCUGAGUGGACUGGUUGAGGUUGGCGGUUCGGCCAAAUACCUGAAUGACAAGAAGGCUUCCAAAGAUCAGGCCAGGGUCACUCUGCAGUACAAGGCCACCACAAAGUUCCAGGAACUGUCGAUGUAUCAUCUCGGAAGAGGCAACGUCAAGCAUCCGUAUGUUUUCGAUAAAGGAAUAGCGACACACGUAGUCACGGCUAUUACUUAUGGGGCACAAGCUUUCUUUGUCUUUGACCGCAGCGUGUCAGAAAAGGAAGAUCAUCAAGACAUUCAGGGCAACUUGAAAGUGAUGAUCAAGAAGAUCCCGGGCCUUGCUAUUGAGGGUGAAGGUUCCUUGAAUAUGGAAGACAAGGACAUCGCAAAUGUUAAGGAAUUCUCCUGCAGAUUCCACGGAGACUUCUCCCUUCAGAAACCUCCGUCAUCCUUUCAGGAUGCCGUAGAGGUCUAUCAAAACCUGCCAACUUUGAUGGGAGUCCACGGAGAAAACACUGUGCCCAUGAGGGUCUGGCUGUUGCCCCUGACAGUUUUAGAUUCCACUGCUGCUCAUCUCAUCCGUCAGAUAAGUAUAAGAUUAGUUCAGGGGGUACAGAGAGUCCUGGAGGACUUCAGUGAGCUGGAGAUGAGGUACAGUGACGCACUGAGAACAGCAACUGCACAUCAGUUCCCACAGGUUGGCAAAAAGCUGAAAAGUUUCAAACAAAUGUGCCUCUUGUUCAAGCUGGAAUUUCAACAGAACUUGGCAAAGAAACUUCAAUCGAUCCGAGGAGGUGGCGAAGAGGAGGCUGCGCUGGCAGAGAUUCUGAUGAAGAAACAAUCUUCUCCUUUCAACAGUGAGAACCUGAACGUGUGGAUGGACUGUAAAGAGAGAGAGAUAAGCAUUUUAAAAUCUUUCACUAACAUGAUGAAAAACACAAAGAUCAUCCCGUCUCAGAAUGGUCUUCAUGAGGAAACGCUCAGUGCAGAGCACGCGGUGUGUUUCAUUUUCACCUCGCUGGGCAGUGCUGAGCCGUACCUCUCCGCUUUGUCAAACUACCUCAAAGUAUCAAUCAAACCGGACGACCCUCAAGAUCCACAUGCUCAUGAUGUCGAGAAGGAGCAGUGGUACCUUUCCAAACAAGUGUUUGACACAUUAAGAGAAAAAGCAAAGCUCUUCAGUGACUUUGCAGAAGCAAACAAGGAGAACAAGAAGAUCAAGUUCCUGACAGUGGGUUUGACAAACGACACUCAUAAAGGUUCAAGCAUCUACCUUUAUAAAGACGGUUCCUCUCUCAGUGAGAACUUUGAACCACCUUCCAAACCUGAAACUGUGACAGUGAGUGACAUUAACCACAACAGUGUGACACUGAAGAUAACUCCACCCGGAUGUGGAGCAGAGAACAUCACCUCCUACUCUGUUGAGUACAGUGUCAGUGGAAAGGACGGAUGGCAACAAAAGACGGCAUCAGACGCUGAAGUCACCGUGAGCGGUCUGAGUCCUAACACCAAGUAUGUGUUCAGAUGCAGAGCUGUCACCUCAGUAGGUGUUGGGCCAGUCAACCAGGUCAAUGAGUCAGUUAAAACUCUGUCUUGCAGCCCUCCCGGAAAACCUCAAGUUGAACCAACCUCAAGUGACAUAUCAGUUAGUUGGCAGAGACCUGCUGAGCCCGGACAAGAUGUCCAGAUCCUGAGCUACAUCGUGGAAUACGCCCAAACAGACGAGGGAGGAGAUCUCCAGUGGAACCAAACGAUGUCAAGAGCUGAAAAGGUGAUAGUGUCAGGGCUUCAGUCAGAGUCAGAGUAUGUUGUCAGGGUCAUGUGUGACUGUGGUGCUGCUGGCAGAAGCAAACACAGCAUCACUGUAACAGUCUGCACGACAAAAGUCUCACCGCUCACGGAAUUCCUCAAACGUAAGAGCAAAAAGAUGAUUUCUGAGAGUCCGUCAGUUUACAAACUGCCGCUGACCGAAGACGACGUGGGCGCGAUUGGAUGCCGGAGGUUAAACUUUGGCAAAGAAAGCGCGAGGAAAAAUCGGACCAUUGUUCUUGUUGGAGUGUCUGGAUCACAAAAGUCCACUCUGAUCGAUGGAAUGAUCAACUACAUUGUUGGUGUAGAGUGGAAGGACAAUUUCAGGUUCACACUGUUUGAUGAGAGAAAGGCGUCAGUCAGCACCGUGUACAGGAUCAACCAUCAGGAGGGUUUUAAGAUCGACUACUCACUGACCAUUGUUGACACUGGAGAUGAUGGAGGUUCAGAAAACUUCUCAGAGUCGCACAGAACGAGUCAUUUUAAUCCCUCCAUCAAUGAAUAUGCGAAGGAAGUUGACGCCCUGUGUUUCGUGGUGCCGGCUCCUUUAGAGCGACUCACAGAAACACAGAAACAUCUGUUUUAUUCACUGACCAAAAGCUUCAGCAAAGACGUGUCGGAAAAUAUCAGGGUUCUGGUCACAUCUGCAGACGGCGGGCGUCCACCAGUUCUCAGGGCGAUCAGUGCCGGGGACGUCCGGUGUCCGAAAGCGGAGGACGGACUGCCGCUUCACUUCAAGUUCAACAACUCUGCAUUGUUUGCACACAACAAACCGUCUGCAGCAGAGAGCACGAGCGAGGACGGUGAAGAAGAAAACUAUGAUCAGAUGUUUUGGAACAUGGGAUCAAAAAGCAUGAAGAUGUUUUUCGUGGCUUUGAAUGAAAUGGAAACCAAAAGCUUGGCAAGGACGAACGAGGAUAUUAGAGAUGCACUGCUGCAAAUUGCGAGGGAUCUUGAGAAUGAUGGCAAAUUUCAAUCACAACUGGCACUCCUCCAUAGGUCAUAAGCCCCGCCCCCUCCAUGUUAGCAGGUGGGACAUGUAGAUGUUUCUGUCAUGUGAGGUCGUUCUUAUCACACUGAUGUUUGUUCAUGUGUUCAAGUUUCUGAUCACUUUGCUUUUCAUUAGUUAUUUGAUGACAUAAAAACGGGUGAUGAUUGACGACGUAGUUUAGUGAAAGUCGAAUCGGAUUCUCUGAGCAGCGCUGUCGGCUUUUCCUGAUUCCUAUCAGUUCUCCUUGACCUCAUGACGUUUUCCACUUAGGUCAAGGAAUAGUAGAGAGGAAGGGCAAUUCGACUUCACCCCUAAUCCACGUGACGUGACCAGUACAAGAUUGGCUUAAUUUUUGAUUUAAAUGAGAGGAAGAAGAGACGUGUCGUCGUCUUUAUAUACAGUCGGCGAUCGUCUUCAUAUACAGUUAGUGAUCAUCUUCAUAUACAGUCAGUGAUCGUCUUUAUAUACAGUCAG
Messenger RNA from Scophthalmus maximus (turbot), 3695 nucleotides. RefSeq lists its product as uncharacterized. The coding region runs from base 210 to 3236 and encodes 1008 amino acids. The transcript has 2 exons. NCBI's taxonomy places the organism in Eukaryota, Metazoa, Chordata, Actinopteri, Pleuronectiformes, Scophthalmidae. Gene Ontology annotation, molecular function: protein binding. The record is from RefSeq and is a predicted model, not a curated record.